This is a messenger RNA of Erythranthe guttata (spotted monkey flower), 1830 nucleotides long. RefSeq names its product aspartate aminotransferase 5 (gene ASP5). Gene Ontology annotation, biological process: biosynthetic process; amino acid metabolic process. The record is from RefSeq and is a predicted model, not a curated record. Gene Ontology annotation, molecular function: pyridoxal phosphate binding; transaminase activity. Lineage: Eukaryota; Viridiplantae; Streptophyta; Magnoliopsida; Lamiales; Phrymaceae.
ACACUUUCUAAUUUCUAUCGCUGUCUCCUCCUGUGAUUUCUCCGAUAUCCAUCUGCUCUUCCUCUCGUUUCUAUCGCUCGCUGCUGCUUCAUCUUUCCUAUUUGCUCUCCGGAUAUGGCUUCUUCACCGAUUCUCUCUCUUGCCUCCUCCACUGCUUCUUCUGCCUUGCCUUGUCGCCGCCGAUUCCUACACAAUCUCAAGGCAACUUCCAAUCAAAUGACAUUUCUCGGGAAUGAUCAUAUCAACUCAAAGUCUUUCUUUAGGACAAGCAUGAGCGUUGCUGUUGAGAAUUCCAAGUUCACUGACAUAACAAUGGCUCCCCCUGACCCCAUUCUCGGAGUUUCUGAAGCAUUCAGAGCAGAUACCAACGAAAUGAAGCUUAACCUUGGUGUGGGUGCCUAUCGUACUGAAGAUCUUCAACCCUAUGUGCUCAAUGUUGUGAAGAAAGCAGAAACUCUUAUGCUGGAAUGGGCAGAAAACAAAGAGUAUCUACCGAUCGAAGGUUUGGCUGCCUUUAAUAAGGCUACAGCAGAAUUAUUAUUUGGAACAGAAAAUCCUGUUAUUCUGCAACAAAGGGUUGCCACUGUCCAGGGUCUUUCAGGAACUGGGUCUCUGCGGCUUGCUGCAGCGUUGAUAGAAAGAUACUUUCCUAGUUCUAAAGUUCUGAUAUCAUCUCCAACCUGGGGGAACCACAAAAACAUUUUCAAUGAUGCCCGAGUUCCAUGGUCUGAGUAUCGCUAUUAUGAUCCGAAAACGGUCGGUUUGGAUUUUGAUGGGAUGAUAUCUGACAUAAAGGCAGCUCCAGAAGGAUCUUUCGUGUUACUUCAUGGAUGUGCACACAACCCAACUGGCAUUGAUCCCACUCCAGAACAAUGGGAAAUAAUUGCUGAUGUCAUUCAGGAAAAGAACCAUAUUCCAUUCUUUGAUGUUGCCUACCAGGGUUUUGCUAGUGGGAGCCUUGACAAAGAUGCAUCAUCGGUGAGAAUGUUUGCUGCGCGUGGUCUGGAACUUCUAAUUGCUCAGUCGUACAGUAAAAAUUUGGGUCUCUAUGCAGAAAGGAUUGGAGCUAUAAAUGUUGUCUGCUCGUCAUCUGACGUCGCACAUAGGGUAAAAAGCCAGUUGAAAAGACUUGCACGGCCAAUGUACUCAAAUCCUCCCAUACAUGGAGCCAGGAUCGUCGCUAAUAUUGUGGGGAAUUCAGAUCUCUUCAGUGAAUGGAAAGAGGAGAUGGCAUCGAUGGCUGGAAGGAUAAAGAGUGUCAGAAAGAAAUUGUAUGAUAGUUUGUGUGCAAAAGAUAACAGUGGGAAGGACUGGUCUUUCAUUCUCAAACAGAUUGGCAUGUUCUCAUUCACUGGCUUGAAUAAAGCUCAGAGUGACAACAUGACCAACAAAUGGCAUGUAUACAUGACCAAGGAUGGAAGAAUAUCAUUGGCUGGAUUAUCGUCAGCCAACUGUGAAUACCUUGCUGAUGCUAUUAUUGAUUCAUACCAUAAUGUUAGCUAGAAAAGAUCUUUAUAUAUAUAUAUAUAUAUAUAUAUAUAUAUAUAUAUAUAUAUAUUUGAUAAUAAUAAUAACAAUAAUGGUUUAACCCUGAGAGAGAGUUUUGGUUGCAUUCAGAUUUACAUUAAAAAAGUAUGCUGUGAUGAUGCAUUAUUAUUUCUUAUCUAUUCUUCUUACAAACUUUUGAAACAUAAAUUUAUUUAUAACUUUCUGUGACUUCAAGUCAACUGUGUACUGGACAACUAUUUCUCUUCCAAGUAUAAUUUGUUUCAUCAUAUUUGCCUGCUUAUCGACAUUGUGACAAUGAAAAGGAGCAAUAUUUGUUUGUAA